GCCCAUUGUGAAAACUAGUACAUUGCAUUUACAAACUGUAAAGGAAUUUAAACACCAAAUUCCAAUAUCAUAAUUGCAAUAUCAGUUCAAAGGUUUUCUAAUGAAAAAGUACCAGAUAAUGCCAUACAAAAUGGCAGGUAAGGUACGUUUGUAUAUCUUAAUGGCUGUAGUAUUUGGAUUGACGCUGUUUGACUUAUUCAUGAUGCGAGAAGAAGCAAAAGCCUGUGAUAUGCCAAGAUUUGAAGAUUUCGAAGAUGAGCAUCUCGCAUACAAAAGAGACAUAAAACUCUUAAAAAAUAACUCACUUCAUGAACAGGAGGACCUAGGAGAGGUGGAUUCCUCUGAAAGGAUAUUUAUAAUGCCUGACCCACCCUCGGAUAAAACACCACAUUUGUCAAAUGUCGUGAUUAUUGGGGCUACAAAUUGUGGAACAUUAACAUUGCGUCAGUUUCUCGGAUUGAAUCACCAUAUACAAAUCACUGAACAACCAACUGUCUGUUACUUUAAGAAAAACUUCCAACAGAAUGGAGAUGAAUGGUACUUGGAACAAAUGCCUUACAGUUCAGCGGAAGAUAUAGUUCUUGAAUCAUGUCCAUAUUAUUUUUCAAGUAAAGAGGUUCCAGAAACUAUGUACAAAUUUAACCCAAACUUGAAACUUUUAUUAAUUGUUUGUGAUCCUAUACAGCGACUAUUCUCACGAUAUACAGAUAUGAAACUUAACCAACGGAUAAAUGUCACAUUGGCCCAGUUCAUAUUAAAUAAACACACCAACCAAGUGCAGCCAUAUCACUUUGAGGUACGCUAUGGAUUGUAUGCAGAACAUCUAAAAAAAUUCCUCAAUGCUGGUUAUAACCUAAGCCAAGUUCAUGUUAUUGAUGGGGAUAAAUUUAAGGUUGAUCCAGUUUCUGAACUAAAAAGAGUAGAAGAUUUCCUUCAUAUUGAAAAUGUUAUUAAUAACAGUAUGGUUUAUUAUGAUGACAUCAAGGGAUAUUUUUGCAUGCUGAAAUGGGGUCUGGAGGUAUGCAUGCCCAAAGGAAAAGGAAAGUUAAAAAGCAAUGACAAGGAAACAUUAAGCAAACUUUCAGAAUUUUACAAAAUGUCAAAUGAACAAUUUUUUGAAUUGAUUGGACAAAGAUUUCCAUGGAAAUAAUAUGAAUGAUGUCAGAUGUUUAUGAGAACUUGUGUUGUACAAAUUGAUUAUUUCUGAAAAAGGUCAAAAUUGGAUAACUCUAAAGUCUAAAUAAGGAUAUCCAUUUAUAUAUCAUGUAUUUAAACAAGGAGAUCCAUAUAUAAUCCCACCCUAAGUGCUUUAUAUGAUUGUAUACUAGCAUUGUAUAACUUCGGUAUAAAACCAACACUCAUCGUAUACAACUCUUGAGAAUGAUAUACAACUCCUGGAUAGCGUAUACAACUCCUGGGUAGCGUAU
This is a messenger RNA of Owenia fusiformis, 1427 nucleotides long. The record is from the annotation of a GenBank genome assembly. Lineage: Eukaryota; Metazoa; Annelida; Polychaeta; Sabellida; Oweniidae.